Helobdella robusta is the source of this 1577-nucleotide messenger RNA. RefSeq lists its product as hypothetical. Gene Ontology annotation, cellular component: nucleus; microtubule cytoskeleton. The transcript has 7 exons. The coding region runs from base 1 to 1287 and encodes 428 amino acids. The record is from RefSeq and is a predicted model, not a curated record. Gene Ontology annotation, biological process: cilium movement involved in cell motility; cilium assembly. NCBI's taxonomy places the organism in Eukaryota, Metazoa, Annelida, Clitellata, Rhynchobdellida, Glossiphoniidae.
AUGGCGACACAACUGAAAUCUGCCCCGAGGUUUUCAACCACCGAUUGGUUCAUAAAUAAUUACAACGUAUCACUCGGGGCCGAGAAAGAAAGGGCAAACGCAAGUGAAGUCAAACAGGAGGCCAGAUACUUGCGAAAUGAAACUAAUAAUCGUACAAAAUGGGACCAGAUGGAUAACAAUACAAGGCUGGCCGACAGGGUGGAUGACGUCAGGAGAUGGCGCGACAUACUGGACAUAACACUGAGCAACGUGGAGAAAGAAAUUGUAGACCUGACGACUUCGAAAGAUGAACUAGAGAGGGCUCUUGAAGAUAAGAACACCCCAACGGAAGUUAACGUAGAAAAUCUGGUACUUAGAGACGCCAGGCGCGGAAUUGAUUUGGUAUUGGACGAAGCCGAUGAUGAACUCAACAAAGAAAAAAGAGUGAUAGAGGAAUCGAAGCAGCUUCUCCAGCGUCAGGUGGACGCGAGUUUUGAAAUAAUAUGCGCACUGCAGGAAGCGAGGCAGAAACUGCUGGCGGAUAUCCAAGAUAAGAAUGUGGCCAUCGACGUUGAUAUCGAGCAGUACAAUUUGACGGAAGAUUCAUCGAUGAUCAGUUUCAAACCGGAUCCUCUAAGGGUCCCGAAGGGAAGCGUGACAUUGAAAGAGUGGGAGGACCAUUGCAGGGAGAGCAGACAUCGAGCGGAGGUCGCACUAGCGAACGCAAAAAUGCAGAGAGAGGCCAACGUGCACGCCAUUCAGCAGACGGACAACGACCUGGCGGCCCAACUGGAGGCCACGCAUUUCAUGCUCAGGAAACGUAUCCACGAGAUGGAACAAGCCCUCGAUGAAUUGAACUGGCAGAAACAGCAGACGGAAGAAGAGAUGAAAGAAUUAGAGGAAGACCUGAAGAAACAGGAAGCGGCCAUCAGGGCGACAAUCAACCCGGCCAAGUUGGCGCAGACGAGAAUGGAGAACCGCACGUUUAGACCAAACAUGGAGAAAUGUCUAGACAGUCCAUUCUACGGGCUGUCUGAUGAGGUGCGACAGAUAGACAGCACAAAGAAGGCGUUGCAAGAGAAAUUCUAUCAGACCCAGCACGCGUGGAAUGCUCUAGAAGAAAGAUUGCACAACAUCAACAAAGAGAUCCAAUCGAAAACUCAAGCCCUCAAGCUGGACAAACAAUGUUUGAACUCCCGCGCAAAAUUGAAAACCAAAAACGCUAAAAUCAACGAAGGUACGUGCCAUCUUAAAAACAUGGAUUUAACCGGAUUAAAUCUUGGAAAGCCCCGAGUUAUGAGCUAUUAAUACGGCUGAAUAUGAUUGGUUGAUAAAUUGUUUAUCAAUAUUAACAUUUUUCACGGAUUUAAUAAUUAUCUUAGAUCAGUAAUAUUAGAUAAAGCACACACGAACGUCUUGCUUACUCCGUCGACGCAUGAUUUUUAACCCUGAAACACACACACACUAACACAAACACACACAUAAACACACACACACACACAAACAAACGUCUGACAGUUUUUGCACUUCAUUUAAAAAACUUUCCAAAACAUUUAAAUUUUUUAUUUAAACAAAAAAAAUAAAUUUCUUAUACCAAA